UUUUUUUUUCUCAGAAUGUCAUUUACAUGUUAUUUUAUCAACUUCCUAUGAAGCUCUUCGAUUUAAGCAGGUUUCCUCACUUGCUAUUGCUCCGCUGUCACAUCAGCUGCACUCGUCAGAUGAAAAAAAAAGCUCACAGGACAUCAGUAACAUGAAAAGGGUGACGUGGUGGCUCCUCUGUUGGCUGCUCCUGUCUUUGGUGUUCGAUAAUAUCAGCUGUAAUGGAAAAGAUGCCAUAUUCCAUUGUAUGAAACACGUAGACACGAUUUUGACAAAUGGAACCCCAGAAGCCACUAUUAAAGCCAUGCAGAACCUAGAACAAACUCUAGAGGAAGCAGAUUUCAAUGAGACUACGUACAUGUCAGUCAACCACUUGUUGGCUGUCUUGCACAAACCCAAAGGCCCUUUCCGAGGCCUUGACUUUUACGCCAGUGAGAAUGAGGCAAAUUUAGACAAGGCUGUCACCAACAGCAAAGUGAGGGUUCAACUGCCGAGAGAGCUGAAAGCUGGAUCAGACAACAAGAUUGUGUUCUGCAUGCUUACCUGGCCUGAAACAAACGGGACGAUAUGGGGAUCAUCUGAGCCAAUAUAUGAGAGCAGACUGGUUGGCCUGAGUGUGCGGGGCAAGAAAAUUUCUGGACUACAGGAACAUGUCAACAUCACAAUGAAUCUCACUAUGAGCGUAAAUGAGACCCGAAAACCCAGCUGUGUUUUCUUUAAUUUUUCAACAAAGAAAUUUAGCAAUGACGGCUGCAUAACCCGGUGGAAACCUUUCCAGAAUCACGUCACCUGCUCUUGUGACCACCUCACAUACUUUGGCGUGCUCAUGGUGUCUGCUUCCCUCUCACCUGAAGACCAAAAUAUUCUUUCAUACAUUACUAUGAUUGGUUGUAGUCUUUCUCUUUUUACCCUGGUCAUCACUGUUAUACUCUUCAUCACAAAGAGAAAAGUCAGGGCAGAUGUCUCUAUGAAGGUCCACAUCAACCUCGCCAUUGCCCUGAUCCUCCUCAACGUGCACUUCCUCCCCAGUCAGGCGGUGGCAGCACUGCCCUCCAGUGGGCUUUGCUUUUAUAUAGCUGUUGCUAUUCACUACUCUCUGCUAGCCACUUUGAUCUGGAUGGCCCUGGAGGGAUUUCACCUCUAUCUUCUUUUGGUCAGAGUCUUCAACAUCUAUAUCAGAAGAUACUUGCUAAAACUCAGCAUGGUGGGAUGGGGUAUCCCUGCAGUCAUCGUAUCCCUUGUGAUCAUCAUAGACAAAGACUCCUAUGGACAUGUCCCUCUGACUGACUCCGAAAGUCUAAUAUGUUAUAUAAACAAUGACAUAGUGAAGAUGGUGACUACCGUGGGAAUGUUCUGCCUCGUGUUCAUCUUUAACAUUGUCAUGCUAGGGGUGACAGUCAGGCGCGUUGUGAGUCUCCGCCAGAGCAAAGAGUUUGGGCAGCGUGACCAUGACAGAGCCAAACGAGACAUCUGUACCCUGCUGGGAGUCAUCACUCUGCUCGGCAUUACGUGGGGCCUGGUCUUCUUCUCAUUUGGCUAUCUGGCCACUGCUGGCCUCUACCUCUUCUGCAUCCUGAACUCACUUCAAGGUUUCUUCAUCUUCCUGUGGUUUGUGAUGUCUCUGAGAAAGAUUGAAAACUCAACUACUAAUACAAGCAGUGAAUCACGUACCACCAACAGCUCAACCUGAACUCAACACACCAGGACAUUUUUCUUUUGUGUGUUUGUUUGUGUGUUUAUGUGUGUGUUAAGGGGAUUCAUACUGAAAUUCUGUAAAUUUGCCAUUUAUUAUUUCUGCUUAGGUUACUAUGUUUUCAUGUACAACAAUGUAGCAAACUCAUGUAUGUGACUGUACUAUUAACCAUUUUUGCCCCACUGGCCAUCACUGUCAUUUUCGACUCACAAUAAAAAAUCUCAAAGGUA
Molecule: messenger RNA, 1923 nt
Organism: Dicentrarchus labrax (European seabass)
Lineage: Eukaryota; Metazoa; Chordata; Actinopteri; Moronidae
Product: adhesion G-protein coupled receptor G2
Exons: 14
Coding region: 152-1690 (512 amino acids)
Biological process (GO): cell surface receptor signaling pathway; adenylate cyclase-activating G protein-coupled receptor signaling pathway
Cellular component (GO): membrane
Molecular function (GO): G protein-coupled receptor activity
Source: RefSeq, a predicted model, not a curated record